Molecule: messenger RNA, 1335 nt
Organism: Alternaria novae-zelandiae
Lineage: Eukaryota; Fungi; Ascomycota; Dothideomycetes; Pleosporales; Pleosporaceae
Exons: 3
Coding region: 1-1335 (444 amino acids)
Source: RefSeq, a predicted model, not a curated record
AUGGACACUGUCUCCUUUGGGCGCCAGUGGCUGUGGGCGCCUGAUUUUACGCAGCUCAAGCCGUUCCUGGAUACAUCUUACCUGGCUGCUCUUUUGAGUCCGACUACCGCAGAAGGCUCUCCCCGUGACUCCUGGGGUCACAUUAGAGUACCCCGGAUCGAGCACUACGAGGUCACAUCUCAGCCCGGAAACGAAGGCUGGUAUGGUACAAAAAAUGGCACUCUGGAAUCUUACUCUUCCUUCGUUGGUAUUCCAAUAGGUGGCAUGGAUUCGGCAGAGUUCAUUGAUUACUCCACCAGGAUUCAGUCGAAGUACUUCCAUCUGGCUUGUGACCCAUACGAUGGGAACCUCCAGUUCAUCUUCAACAACUCAAGGUGGCUAGGGAACGUAUCCUGGAACGAGAAUGUCACAGAACGCGCUGAAACCUCCCCUGAUGAAGUUGAGCCUUUUGCUUUUGUCAUCGCUGCGCAUGAGUUUCGCGUUUUGAAUUUUCGUAUCCGACGCUCUCGUCUCGCACACCCUCCGGCAACAUACACCCAACUGGGUCCGCUGGUAGGAUUCAAAAACACACCUUGGGAAGCCGCGGGCUUUGACAUGAUCUACAACGCCGACCAAAAUGGCAAAUGGCGUGAGUAUGACGGAGAUAAGGAUUUGGCUGAUCUCAAGGGAGAUGACGAGCUUGUCGAAUCUGGAAAAUUUGAUACGGCCUCCCUGUCAAACCUUUAUCUCCGAGACCCCAAGAAUAUUAUGGGAAAUUCGGCUACCAAACCUUCCGAGGUGGGUCAUGAGACUUUCGCCAUACGUCUAAGCCAGGUGAUCAAUGCGUAUUGGGCAGCGAUGUACGGCAAAGGGACGUUUUUAGGUCAUUUCGAAGAGUCCACCAAUCCAGUGAAUGCUACAUCUUAUGGCUCUUGGUACGACGAAGAAGGGAAUGCGGGCGGGAAUCCGUUUCUGCUUGCAAGAGCGUGGUCGAGUACAGGAACGAAACGCAGUAACGUCGAAGUCUUCAAAGCCCACUACGGCUGGACUAUUGCUCUUAUUGUCUCCUCAACUGUCUUGGUCGCGGCGAGUUUGGUGCCUUUCUGCCUCCGGACAUUCUCCUCGCACGGCCCGGACGUGCUCAUGAACUUCUCCAGCCUGGCUACCAGGAACAACCCUUAUGUAGCCCUACCGGUGACGGGGACAUAUCUCGACGCAGCUGAUCGGUCGCGGUUAUUGAAGGAUGUGCGCAUUCGUUUUGGGGAUGUGGAAGGUGGCAACGCGAUCGGAAUGUUGGGGAUUGGACGGCUGGAUGGCGAUGUUGCGCCGCUGAGGAAGGAGAGGAAGUAUGCGUAA